Lucilia sericata (common green bottle fly) is the source of this 1509-nucleotide messenger RNA. It is a transcript of the gene Gr32a, whose product is annotated as gustatory and pheromone receptor 32a. Gene Ontology annotation, biological process: sensory perception of taste. Lineage: Eukaryota; Metazoa; Arthropoda; Insecta; Diptera; Calliphoridae. Gene Ontology annotation, cellular component: dendrite; neuronal cell body; axon. Bases 148 to 1485 code for a protein of 445 amino acids. The transcript is spliced from 5 exons. The record is from RefSeq and is a predicted model, not a curated record.
AUUAAUUUUCCCUAAAAGCAAUUCAUUACAUUUACAUGAACAUGUAUUCGUACAGUCAUUCAAAUACUUUACAUUACACGUAGUUACUUCGUUCACUAACAAGGACUCACUUGGAGUAAUAACAUUUGCCGUUGACAAAGGUAUAAGAUGUGUCCUGGACCUUUUUCGGUUAAUAUGAGUGGAGAAAAAGUAAAAUCAUCACCUUUACGUCAAACAAGUAGAAGUGCAUUCAUGAUGGACUCAAAUAAUAACGAGUCAGAAACGUUUUUAAGUGAUAUUACUGACCUUCUCUACAUAUUGAAGGCGACAGGGCUCUUGCCCUUCUUUCGAGCUAUAUCCAACUAUGAACUAGGACCUCCAUCUAUAUUAUCACGUAUCUACACUAUUAUUGCUCAUCUUCUGAUUCAUUCGAUGACGAUUUACAAUCUUUAUAACCUAUUCUCGGAUGGUUCCACACAACUAUUUUAUUCGUAUCGUGAAACGGAUAACAUAAACUAUUGGAUUGAAAUCCUUUUGUGCAUUGUAACAUAUACAACGACAGUUUUCUUAUGUUUCAGAAACGGGAAAUCAUAUUUGAACAUUUUAAAUGACACUCUCAAAGUGGAUGAGGAAAUAAGUCGAAAAUUUUCGAUUAAUAUGGUUAAUAAUUGCGGAUUUGCCAUCAAGUUCAUUAUAAUAAUAGUAAUUUUCCAAGUUUACAUAAUCAUUUUACAAAUAUUGUCAAUCAAGGAACCAUUAACUGUGGCCUCAUACAUUCUCAUUGCAUUUUAUUCAUUGCAAAAUGGUUUGUCGUCAAUAUUCAUCGUGUAUGCUUCGGUUCUCUUGCGUAUUAUAACGGUACGUUUCGAAUUUUUGAACAAAAUAAUAACUGGUUACACGUACCGUGAGCAGAAGGCAAAAGUCAGACAACGAAUUACACGUGUGAACAACGGCGACAUUUUCUCACAACCACGAUCCAUGGAAAACUUUCCAGAUGAGUCACUAUUUGCCUUUCGUAUGUACAAUAAAUUAUUGCGUCUCUACAAGGCUGUCAAUGAAUGUUGCAGUCUAACACUGGUCGUCUAUAUGGGUUAUGCAUUUUAUUCGAUUACCACAACUACAUACAAUUUAUUUGUUCAGAUUACAACACAAAUGGACAGUGCAAUGGAAAUGUCUGUGAAUGUGCUGCAAAUCUGUUUUGUAUUACUGUUCAUUAAUACUAUUAUGUUGGCCCUAUUAUCGCGGUGUGCUGGACAAGCUACAGAUCAGGCAAAUGAAACAUCGGAGAUACUAGCACGCGUGUAUGGUAAAAGCAAGGAGUAUCAAAAUAUCGUUGAUAAAUUUUUAACAAAAAGCAUUAAACAAGAAGUACAAUUCACUGCUUAUGGUUUUUUUGUUAUCGACAAUUCGACACUUUUUAAGAUAUUUUCGGCCGUUACAACAUAUCUGGUUAUUUUAAUACAAUUUAAACAAUUGGAAGAAUCAAAAACGGUGGAUGCAUCAUAAAAAUCAAAUUAAAUUUUUAACAAG